Angiostrongylus costaricensis is the source of this 1539-nucleotide messenger RNA. NCBI's taxonomy places the organism in Eukaryota, Metazoa, Nematoda, Chromadorea, Rhabditida, Metastrongylidae. The record is from the annotation of a GenBank genome assembly.
AUGGGCGUUACUACGUCAUCGUCAGCUCGUUCGCCGCUGGUCAAGACGUUGUCAGGGCCAGUUCGUGGACGACAGUACACUCUAAGUGAUGGACGUACUGUUGACAUGUAUAUGGGUAUACCGUAUGCUGAACCACCCAUUGGAAAACUGAGGUUUAAGAAACCGCAACCAAUCAAAUCGUGGACAGAGGAAUUGAAUUGCGUUGAAUUUGGACCACGAUGUCCUCAAAGAGACGAGUACUUUGCUCAAAAGGAAGAUAACUGCUUAACACUUAACGUCUUCACUCCAAGAUGGCGGUACGACACUGUGGGUUCUUCAUGUUUUAUUCUCUUCAUGAAUCUCUGCGUAAAAGAUGUCGUGGUCGUCUCAGUCAACUAUCGUCUCGGUCCCUUCGGCUUCUUCACCACAGGCGACCAUGUUUGUCGAGGAAAUAUGGGAUUAUGGGAUCAGACACUAGCAUUACAUUGGAUACACGACAAUGUAGCGUCAUUUGGUGGUGAUCCAGAAAAUGUGACCUUAUUCGGACAGAGUGCAGGUGGUGCGAGCGCCGAUUUACUUGCAAUCAGUCCUCAUUCAAGAGGUUGGCAAAUUUUAUACGUACUUCUCUUCUACAUCAUUUCAGAUCUUUUUCACAGAUUGAUUCCAAUGGCCGGCUGCGGUGAAUGCGAAUUCGCAAUGCGCACCAACAAAUCGCAAGCGAAGCUUUGUCGUGAAUUUGCCAGAUUUAUCGGAUGGACUGGUGAUGGUAAAAAGAUUUCUUUAUUGGAAAACAAAAAUUCCUUCGGAGGUUUUCAUUCAUCACAAUCGGGAAAUUUAUUGUUCGUUCCCAAUUUUGAUGGUGAUUUCUUCCCAAAACCUAUGGAUGAGCUGAGACGUGAAAGUCCACGAAAACAGAUCAUGCUCGGCACUACGCAACAUGAAGGCCUUUUUUUCGGAUUUAAAAAAUUUUGCAGAAACAUAGUGCGUGAAUGUGACUAUGGCAGUGAUACAGAAAGUGUUCAAAGGGAAAUUUACGAUUUUUACUUGAAAGACGUUAACCCCAAGGAUAAGAAGAAGGUUAGCGAACGGUUCGUCCAGCUAUUGGGUGAUUAUGCCAUAACCGCUGGUGUAAUGCGAUACGUUCAAAAGAUGACAGAAUAUGGUAACGAGGUGUACUUUUACUGUUUUGAGUAUUACAAUCCCGAUGGAUUCGGAAUUUUUCGAUUUCUGCUCCCAUUCAAAGGAGCUACACAUUGCUCUGAAGUACGGUAUAUUCUCGGCAAAGGCGUUUUCUCCAAAUUUAAACCAAGUAAUAACGAUCUGAAGAUGCUUGACAUGAUGACAGAUUUCUUCACAAAUUUUGCUAAAAAUGGGAAUCCCAACGUUGGUCGAUCGUGCUCCAACAACAAAAUAAAAUGGGAGCCGUACGAUGUCACGAAGCCGUAUCGGCACCUACUCAUUCAGCUACCAGCGCCGACAAUGGCUGACGAUUAUCAAGGACGGCGUGCAAAAUUCUGGGAACAAAUCACUCUUAGGAAUCGGACGAAAGCACAACUCUAG